ACCAUGUCUGGACGUGGUAAAGGUGGUAAAGGCCUUGGGAAAGGUGGCGCUAAACGUCACCGCAAAGUUCUGCGCGACAACAUCCAGGGCAUCACUAAGCCCGCCAUCCGCCGCCUGGCUCGGCGCGGAGGAGUGAAGCGCAUCUCCGGCCUCAUCUACGAGGAGACCCGCGGUGUGCUGAAGGUGUUCCUGGAGAACGUGAUCCGCGACGCCGUCACCUACACGGAGCACGCCAAGCGCAAGACCGUCACCGCCAUGGACGUGGUCUACGCGCUCAAGCGUCAGGGCCGCACACUCUACGGCUUCGGUGGUUAAGCUGCUAAUGCGCUUUCCUUAGCUGUUGCAAAAGGCCCUUUUCAGGGCCACCCACCAACUCAUUCAGAGAGUUGUUCACUUUUCGAAGCUUCUUGGCUCUGGAGCAUGCGAGGUAGCAUAUAAGCGGUGUCCUAUGCUAUACUCUGGUU
Molecule: messenger RNA, 464 nt
Organism: Rattus rattus (black rat)
Lineage: Eukaryota; Metazoa; Chordata; Mammalia; Rodentia; Muridae
Product: histone H4
Exons: 1
Coding region: 4-315 (103 amino acids)
Biological process (GO): nucleosome assembly
Cellular component (GO): nucleosome
Molecular function (GO): protein heterodimerization activity; structural constituent of chromatin; DNA binding
Source: RefSeq, a predicted model, not a curated record